Ochlerotatus camptorhynchus is the source of this 2032-nucleotide messenger RNA. RefSeq lists its product as uncharacterized. The record is from RefSeq and is a predicted model, not a curated record. NCBI's taxonomy places the organism in Eukaryota, Metazoa, Arthropoda, Insecta, Diptera, Culicidae. Bases 89 to 1828 code for a protein of 579 amino acids. The transcript has 3 exons.
UUAUAAAAGUGGACACGUUUGAAAUUGAAGUUUCAGUUUUGUCAAAGAUUUCGGUCGGAAAUGAGCUACUAAGCAAUUCUGUCUAAACAUGAUUGGAAGGAUUCUAUUCGUUGUACUUUUUUCGAUACAAUCGACGCGUAGUGACAUUUUUGCAAGUAAAAGCAUCACUCGAGCAUUGGUUCCGCCGCGAAAAAGUUCCGAGUAUAGAAACACCUAUUCUACAACGACGUCCCUCCCAGAAGUGAUCAUCAAUCGCCAGCCAGUGAGAACAACUACUGCUCCUCAACGAGAUUUCCAAGGAUAUUACUACGAUCCUCCAAGUAACACAUAUAUCCCACCCGAGCAGCCAUUCGCAGAUGAGCCGCAACCACCACUACAGAUUCCUCCUCUUUCGGAUCAAUAUCCGUCGGUGGAUAAUCAAUAUCUGCCACCAAACGAAGAUCCUGAGACUCCCGAUAAUGUCCCAUUUGCUGACCCACCAGUCAACGAUUAUCUACCACCACCUCAGCAACCACCACAGCGUGAUGAAAUUAUUAUUGUGACAAAUGAACCCGGAUAUCAGUAUAACCCACCGAGUUCACCAGCUCCUCCGUUUGCGGACGAAGGUUUCUCUAACCCUUCGACGGAUAAUGGAUAUAACUAUAAUCGACCUUCCAAUGCUUACCUUCCUCCGACAGGAAGAGCAUUGCGGGAUGAGCUGCCAAAUAAUGCACGCCCCAUAAGACUACAACUGAACGAUCUGACCUGCCUGGACAACACUGGAGGAUUCUUCCGAUCUUCUCUCACCAUUCAAAGUGCUAUUGACAGUGUUCCACUAGUUGAUGUGACUAGUGAUGGUGACCUAAAUGGGUGUGAUGUUCGGGUUGCUCAGAAUAGACUACUGGUGGACAUUGAUGCAAGUAAUUUUAACAAGUGUGGUGUACAACAGUGCGGUGUCAAUGCACGAGAGCUGUGUUUGCGGUUGAGAUUUCCUCAAAUAGUUGACAUGCGAACCGCUGCUGAUUCAAUUCUUACCCUACAGUGCAAAAUACAGCCACGGGUCGUAGCAAAAACACAUUCUGUUCGACUUGGUAUUAACAAUGACAUUCAAGAAAGAAGUGCUUCGGGAACGUUUGCCUAUGGAGGAACCCAACGGCCAUUUCGGACACAGUUGGGGCUUUUUCGGAGAUCAGACAGUGGUAACGGCUUCACUCGAUCACUCGAACCUGGCGGAUCAGUAGUUUUGGGAGAAGAAUUGCUUCUGCGUACACAAGUUCGAAGCGGUGAUGGUUGGAACUUUACCCGGCUGUCCGAUGUCGUCAUGCAACGGCAAUCCCCUGCGGGGAAUGUAUUGAACUCCGUGACCCUGGUGACUACGAACGGUUGCCUGAAUCCAACAAUGCGAGCCAUUAGUCCACUGGCUCCUGUUUCAGAAUCACCCCUCAGUUAUAGAUUGGCUUUCAGGGCAGCCAUGUUCCAAGGAAUGCGCAGUGGAGACGAGAUGGUCAUGAGAGUGCGAAUAGUUGGAUGCGUUGACCGGCGGGAGUGUGCGGUGGAGAAUUGCGCAACCGUUCGGUCCAAACGAGACAUCGCAGAUAAUUCCACAGAUGAUACCUUCCAAGAGGACGAGCUUCCUUCAGAGGUAGCAUCGAUUUCAUUCCGGAUCAUGUUGCCUUCCAAUUCUACAAUCGACCUUCGACCUAGUGCUGAACCAACGACGCAGUUUCUCACGCUCUCGGUGGCAGUGGUCAUCUCUUUGAUAAUGCUCAUAGCGUUAAUCGUGUUGAUUACCGUCAUAAAACUGUACCGAACCAAGCAGCUUCACUACGACGAGUAUCGAUCGGAUUAAGUGUAAUAAAACGCGACGCGAUCAGCUCUAUUUCCCCGAUGUUCCGAACGAAAGUGAACGUGAGUUGAAGAACUGGUCAACCGGCGCACGUUGCGGUAGCUCUUAGCGCAUGCCGUUGCUAUUAAGAUACCCAGCCUGAGAGUGAUUGCGCGUGUGUACUUUACUAGGUGGUCAGGCCAAACAGAUGCAAUAAAACACAAAAAG